AUGUGGGGGAGCACAUCUGAAGAGAAAUUGCCCGCAAUUGAAGAGUCCGACCAGCGGACAAGGGUUAGGCAUUUUGCUAACCAAUGUCGAGAUAAAAAGACCAGUACGGCGAAGAAACCAUCAGCUUCGGGAUUAGAGAGACCUAAAGCUGUUGGUAGAGUUUUUGCCAUGACCACCAUGGAGGCUACACAAUCAAGUAACCUUAUUCUUGAGCCUUGUUUAUUAUUGGGUCAAUCAGUGUUGGUGUUGUUUGACCCUAGAGCAACACAUUCAUUCAUCUCUAAUACAUGUGUGGGGAGAUUGAGUCUGGAGAAAUGUGACUUGGGGUGUGAGUUACUUGUUUCAACUCCUUCCUUGAGUCAGGUGGCUACCAGUUCAGUCUAUGUUGGGUGUUUAAUUGAAGUGGCAAAUCGCAGAUUCAAAGUGAACCUGGUGUGCUUGGCUCUAGAGGAACUGGACGUGAUAUUGGAAAUGGACUGGCUGUCUAACAACCACAUCAUAAUUGAUUGUGGAUAG
Vigna unguiculata (cowpea) is the source of this 516-nucleotide messenger RNA. The record is from RefSeq and is a predicted model, not a curated record. NCBI's taxonomy places the organism in Eukaryota, Viridiplantae, Streptophyta, Magnoliopsida, Fabales, Fabaceae.